Messenger RNA from Tauraco erythrolophus (red-crested turaco), 772 nucleotides. NCBI's taxonomy places the organism in Eukaryota, Metazoa, Chordata, Aves, Musophagiformes, Musophagidae. The record is from RefSeq and is a predicted model, not a curated record.
CAGGUGAUGAGCAUCCUGAGCAACCCCAGCGGGGUUCCUCCACAACCCCAGGCCGACUUCUCCAUCUCUCCCCUUCACGGUGGCUUGGACACCACCAACUCGAUCUCUGCCAGCUGCAGCCAGCGGAGUGACUCCAUCAAGUCCGUGGACAGCCUCCCGACUUCCCAGUCCUACUGUCCUCCCACCUACAGCACCACCAGUUACAGUGUGGAUCCAGUGGCUGGCUACCAGUAUGGACAGUAUGGACAAACUGCUGUUGAUUAUUUGGCCAAGAACGUGAGUCUGUCUACACAGCGUAGGAUGAAGCUGGGAGAACAUUCAGCUGUUCUGGGUCUCCUACCAGUAGAGACAGGCCAAGCUUACUGAAGAGUCCGACUGUGCCAACAACCCGCUCCAGCAACUUGGUGCCACUGGAGAAAACACCACCAGCCUUCCAGGGAUCUACCCGUACCCGGACCCUACUCCUUCCUAAAUCCCUUCCACCUCACACCAACUUGAGCUGUGAAGGAGACGGGAACAAGGGGGAGGGCUCUCCAAGUAUCCAGCUUCUCCCAGAGCACUCUUCUCAGAGGCAAGCCUGGCCUCUGCGACCUGACUCCUCCUGUGGCCAGAGACAACGGGGUUGGGUACAUUUAUUAACCCUGAGUCCAUGCCCUCCCUCUAACCUACCUGGCCAUGGCAUUUUGCCCUCGCUUAAGGACUUUCCAUUGAUCUAGGUAGUUGGCAUAGUCAAAGCCAAAUUGAUUUUUUUUUUCCUUUGUAAAAAAAAAAA